AUGUACUCGUUAGUUCGAGAACGUCCCGGUGAGCCGCAUAGCGGCAGUCCAGAAUCUUCGAGGUCACUUCGCGUCGAUCUCGAAGGAGAGUCCCUGGCGCAGUCCCCAACAGAUGUCGCUAGUAGUACCACUCGGUGUCAGCCUGGCAUCGAAGGAGAGUCACUGGCGCGAUUUAGAACAGAUGGCGCUGGUAGUACUAUUUAUUCUUGUUAA
Acanthoscelides obtectus is the source of this 213-nucleotide messenger RNA. NCBI's taxonomy places the organism in Eukaryota, Metazoa, Arthropoda, Insecta, Coleoptera, Chrysomelidae. The record is from the annotation of a GenBank genome assembly.